AUGGCGCACUCCAAGUUGCCUGAAUAUGUGCUUUGGGCCAACCGUGCGCCCAAGAACUCGCACUCGCUGCACUGCGUCAUGUAUGAAGAGGAGUUCGAACCUACGUGUGUCAGUAAAAUUGACGAUGACUCGACAUAA
Messenger RNA from Phytophthora nicotianae INRA-310, 138 nucleotides. RefSeq lists its product as hypothetical. The record is from RefSeq and is a predicted model, not a curated record. Lineage: Eukaryota; Oomycota; Peronosporomycetes; Peronosporales; Peronosporaceae. The coding region runs from base 1 to 138 and encodes 45 amino acids. The transcript is spliced from 2 exons.